GAGUCAUCACCUUUUUCCUGUUUGCACUUGUUGCAAAAUACUCCUUGUCCCAUCCUAUCAAUUUAACAGUGAUGUUGAAUUACCCAGUUACACUCUGCUCUGGAUCAUGCCAUGGUGGUGUCAUCGAGUUGAGGCAUUAUCAGGAAUCUCAAUCAGGGUCCAUCAUCACGAAGAUGGUUGCUAAACUUGACGGAGAUCAUUUAACCACAGGGGAAGGAUUUUUUAAGAAGAGGUUUGAAAACAGGGAUGGAAAAUUCUCUCUAACCAUCUCCUCAGCUGAGUACAAUGACAUGGGGUUGUACGAGUGUGUCUGUGGCAAGUACAAACAGCAUGUAAAUCUACAAGUAUUGGUCCCCACUGAAAUAUCUGCCCAUGUUGGAGGAAAUGUCACACUUGCCUGCCAUGGCUUAACUAAUAAAAUGACAAAGGACAGUGAGAUAUUUGUCCAGUGGAUGAAAGAUGGACAGAAUGUGUCUACCAUCAGUGCAGGGAAUAUAACCUAUGGCUCUGGGUAUAAGGACAGGGUAUCUGUGUCCAUGGAUGGUUACCGAAAGGGAGACAUUUUCCUCAACCUCACCGACUUACGCCUUUCUGAUCAGGGGACAUACUGGUGCUUCUUCGGCCCUGACCACCAGAGAGGAAAUCCAGGAGCUGUCAUUCUCACUAUCACACCAAAAGAAAAGCCAGACGACAACACAGGAAUGUCAACAUGGGUGAAGGUGGUGGUGGUGGUGUUGGUGGUUGUUUUGGUGAUCAUCCUAGUUGCUGUUUACUGUUUUCUUGGAGGUAGAUUGAAAGAGACAAUGGCUGCUUGGUUUAAAGGGACUUGUUUGAGAUCUCAGUUCAAUCCCUGUCUAGAAGGGGAACAGGGUGGGGAGCAUCUCUCUGUCACCAUAAGUGAAAGUGAAUCAGAGACAGAAGAAGACAGGACUGGGACAAGGACAUGUUUUGUCCCCUAUGCACCUGCCUGUAUCAUCAGAGCCCUGUCAGGACCUCCCUCUACCACUGGCCUUGUUACCAAGGCUACUGCCGGACCUCCCUCUACCCCAGGCCUUGUUAUCAAGGCUACUGAUGGACCUCCCUCUAUCCCAGGCCUAGUUACCAAUGGUACUGAUUGACCUCCCUCUAUCCCAGGCCUUGUCACCAAUGGUACUGAAUGACCUCCCUCUAUCCCAGGCCUUGUUACCAAGACUACUGAUGGACCUCCCUAUAAUAUCUAUUUCAUGAUUGUUUACUGUCUCCAGUUUGUUUAAUAAAAUGUUAAACUUGAA
Oncorhynchus tshawytscha (Chinook salmon) is the source of this 1271-nucleotide messenger RNA. RefSeq lists its product as uncharacterized. Gene Ontology annotation, cellular component: membrane. The transcript is spliced from 2 exons. The record is from RefSeq and is a predicted model, not a curated record. Bases 72 to 1118 code for a protein of 348 amino acids. Lineage: Eukaryota; Metazoa; Chordata; Actinopteri; Salmoniformes; Salmonidae.